AUGUAUUCUGAUGAAUGGGAGCUUGUAAUCGAGUCUGGAGAUGAACCAACGGCCUGUAGUAAUCGUCGGACCCUUGUCCUGGCGAAUCACCAGAGUACUGCUGAUGUGCCCAUGCUGAUGACUGCUUGGAACCCUCGGCCGGGAGUACUCUCCAACCUGAUGUGGAUCAUGGACAGGGUUUUUAAGUUCACCAACUUCGGCAUCGUCAGCGUUCUGCAUAAGGACUUCUUUAUACAAGCGGUGAGUUUUUUCACUUAA
This is a messenger RNA of Danaus chrysippus (African queen), 258 nucleotides long. The record is from the annotation of a GenBank genome assembly. Lineage: Eukaryota; Metazoa; Arthropoda; Insecta; Lepidoptera; Nymphalidae.